GGGUUAACUCGGAGCUCUUCCCGGCGCGGAGGGAUCCGGAGGCGAGCCGAUCGUGGUGCUGAGGCUGCCUCAGCGAAAAAAAUGUCCGCCUGAGGAGACCCACAAGUUCUAUUCGGGGGGACCGUCAGCCCGCCCCGGGAGGAAGGGGCGGCCAGGCCCGAGAGCCGCCUCCCCCACCCGGACCCGAGAGCUCGAGCGGGGCAAAGUGAACCGAGCCGCCGGGCGGUGCAAGGGGAAGCCUGAGCCCGCUCUCCCGGCCAAAGUGAACUUUAAUCGGGGUGGUUGGAUGCGGAGACCGGGCGGCAGGAUCUGCUAGAAGUGGCCGAAGAUGAAUCCCCAGCAACAGCGCAUGGCCGCUAUAGGGACCGACAAGGAGCUGAGCGACCUGCUGGACUUCAGUGCGAUGUUUUCCCCACCUGUUAAUAGUGGGAAAACCAGACCAACUACACUGGGAAGCAGUCAGUUCAGUGGAUCAGGUAUGGAUGAACGAGGAGGAACGACAUCUUGGGGAACGAGUGGUCAACCAAGCCCCUCCUAUGAUUCAUCUAGAGGUUUUACAGACAGCCCUCAUUACAGUGAUCACUUGAAUGACAGUCGAUUAGGGGCCCAUGAAGGCUUGUCCCCAACACCUUUCAUGAACUCAAAUCUGAUGGGAAAAACAUCAGAGAGAGGCUCAUUUUCCCUAUACAGCAGAGAUACUGGACUACCAGGCUGUCAGUCUAGUCUCCUGAGACAAGAUAUAGGGCUUGGGAGCCCAGCACAACUGUCUUCAUCAGGAAAACCUGGGACACCAUACUAUUCAUUCUCUACCACAAGUUCUAGGAGAAGACCGCUCCAUGACUCUGCAGCACUUGAUCCUUUGCAAGCGAAGAAAGUCAGAAAGGUGCCUCCUGGUUUGCCUUCUUCUGUAUAUGCACCAUCCCCAAAUUCAGAUGACUUCAACCGUGAAUCUCCUAGUUAUCCAUCUCCUAAGCCACCAACCAGUAUGUUUGCUAGCACUUUCUUUAUGCAAGAUGGGACCCACAAUUCUUCUGACCUUUGGAGUUCAUCAAAUGGGAUGAGCCAGCCUGGUUUUGGUGGAAUUCUGGGGACCUCCACUUCCCACAUGUCUCAGUCCAGUAGUUAUGGCAGCCUUCAUUCACAUGAGCGCUUGAGUUAUCCUCCUCACUCAGUUUCACCAACAGACAUAAGCACGAGUCUUCCACCCAUGUCCAGCUUUCAUCGUGGCAGCACCAGCAGCUCACCUUACGUUGCUGCCUCACACACUCCUCCUAUCAAUGGAUCAGACAGCAUUCUAGGAACCAGAGGGAACGCUGCUGGAAGUUCACAAACAGGUGAUGCACUUGGAAAGGCUUUGGCAUCUAUUUAUUCUCCUGACCACACCAGCAGUAGUUUUCCAUCAAAUCCAUCAACACCAGUUGGAUCACCUUCACCUCUCACAGGUACCAGUCAGUGGCCCAGACCUGGAGGGCAAGCGCCUUCAUCCCCAAGCUAUGAAAACUCACUUCACUCCCUGAAAAAUCGAGUUGAGCAGCAACUUCACGAGCAUUUGCAAGAUGCAAUGUCCUUCUUAAAGGAUGUCUGUGAGCAGUCUCGAAUGGAGGAUCGUUUAGACAGACUGGAUGAUGCUAUCCAUGUGCUGCGGAACCAUGCUGUGGGACCUUCCACAAGUUUACCUGCUAGUCACGGUGACAUACACAGUUUAUUGGGACCAUCCCAUAACACACCAAUUGGAAGCCUCAAUUCAAACUAUGGAGGAUCGAGCCUUGUUACAAGCAGUAGAUCAGCUUCAUUGGUUGGAACUCACCGGGAAGACUCCGUCAGUCUCAAUGGCAAUCAUUCAGUCCUGUCUAGUACAGUAACUGCUUCAAGCACAGAUCUGAACCAUAAAACACAAGAAAACUAUAGAGGUGGCUUGCAAAGUCAAUCUGGAACUGUUGUUGCAACAGAAAUCAAGACUGAAAACAAAGAGAAAGAUGAGAACCUUCAUGAACCUCCGUCAUCAGAUGACAUGAAAUCAGAUGAUGAAUCCUCCCAAAAAGAUAUCAAGGUUUCAUCUAGAGGCAGAACAAGCAGUACCAAUGAAGACGAGGAUUUGAACCCAGAACAGAAGAUAGAAAGGGAGAAGGAGAGGCGGAUGGCCAAUAAUGCCAGAGAACGCUUGCGUGUGCGAGAUAUUAAUGAGGCAUUCAAAGAGCUUGGCCGAAUGUGUCAGCUUCAUUUGAAGAGUGAAAAACCCCAAACAAAACUCCUUAUUCUUCAUCAGGCCGUGGCAGUCAUCCUUAGUCUAGAACAGCAAGUCAGAGAGAGGAACCUUAACCCCAAAGCAGCCUGCCUUAAGAGAAGGGAAGAAGAAAAAGUUUCUGCCGUAUCGGCAGAGCCACCAACCACACUGCCAGGAACCCAUCCUGGACUUAGUGAAACUACCAACCCUAUGGGUCAUAUGUAAACAUCAGCCAGUUCCAGAGAUAUCAGUAGGCUAGAUAGAAGGUGACCUCUCCUCAUAAGGACUUGGACAACUCAGAUUUUCUGAAGACACAAACCUGACAGGAGGGAGAAGAAAAAACAAAACACUUGAAGCAAGAAAUUUAAAUGUAAUCCUAUGAUCAAAGCAACUGGUCAACACUUCCAUCAGAAGUGAAGAUAGGAAGCUCAUCAGAUAGAACAUCAGCCUAUGAGAUGUUUGCAGCAUAUCAGUUUGUUGCGAGCAAUAUGUCGCUUCUGCACAAUCAGAGACUGUCUCGAUCUCUCCACUCACCGUGGAAGUUGCCUUGUGCCUAAACUGAAUUGACAAAUGCAUUGUAACUACAAAUUUUAUUUAUUGUUAUGGAACUGUAAGGUCUACAUAUAAAGGGAAAAAGUUAAUGUGGAAAGCUGAUCUACACUCAGCUGAUGCCAGCAUUCAUUAAAGCUGUUCACAUGCAGAGAACAAAGCAGUGACAACCAUUGGCCCUUAGCAUUCCCGGCAUACCUGUUAGUGUCUUAAAAAGGAAGGGAAAAGUCUUUUGUUGCCCUCUCCUAUCCUUUUGCCAUAUGAAUAGUGUUUUCCAUGAAAUAGGAAAAUAUUACAUGGAUAGCAUUUCUCUUACCCUCAUUUUUUCAUCUAUUUCUUUUCCUCUUUCUGGGUGUUAUAUUUGAUCUCUGAAUCUGAAUAGUUUAUGGUCCAGAAUCCUCCUUGCAACCCUGUGUGCUUUGCACAGUAACCUUACAGUGGUAAGCAGAGACCAUCUGUGACCAUAGCUUAGCUUAAGAUUUUUUUUAAAGGGGGAAAUUUUAUUCCCUAGGUUUUCCCUCAAAUAAACAUUGCUUUAUUUCUAAUAAUAACCAAGACUUUUCAAGCUUCUAGGUCUCAUAGUAAAGCUUGUAAUAGCAAGAAGUGUAAAUUGCAAGGAAGAAUCUACUUUUUAGACAUUGCUUUGUUUUCCAAGCAGUACUGCGUACAGUACUUGUGAAGUGUUAGCUGUAAGUAAGCACACAAUACAUUCAAAAUACAAAGACGGUUUUUCAGGCUGUGAUCAUGGUGAACAUAACAAAACUCAAUAGUCACCAAGGCAGGUAGUGUAAUAAAUGAACACGCCACUCUGAGGCUAAUUACCUAAUGGAAUACAAGAGCAGUGGUCACCCGUAUUUCUUUAUCCUGGCCUUUAUUUCUCUGUCACUUGAAUGGCUGGUCAAUGGGGAGGAAUUCAGUGAUUUAAUCAACUGCAAACCAUCUGCCCCUGUCCCACAGUGAUGAGCCAGAUUAGCAUUAAACCAGUACUUGUCAGUCCAUCUGAAUACUGUGUAUUAAGGCACCCUCUGUCUCUAAUCCUUAGGAGUUGUUUUUUAAUAAUCACUUUGAACUUCCAUGAAAUCUGUCUUCCACCACAACAACCCUGGGAGAGAAAAACAUACCAAGCAAGGUUAUCUUGGCUUGAUUAUUCCUCCUAGCCAGUAUCAACAAUGGCAGUCACACAGGAGAAAGGACCCAAAUCCACUGUGUAACUUAAAGAUUUCUGUUAAUUUGAAAGAACAAAAAAUAAGACAGAACUUCUGAUCCUCCAAUCAGGAUAAUUCCUAACAAAUCAGUCCUUUGUGAACUUAGUGGACUUUUUGGUUGUUUUAAUUUGCAUAUAUUCUCCAAUUACAUCAGACUCUAUCCGUGGCCUUGUUCUUCAUUUCAGUGUUAAUCAGCUAAACAGAAGUUGUUGCUUAUGAUGUGUGAGUGAGCAUAUGCCACUGCCUGGCCUUUUUUCUUCAGAGCUUGUUGUCUUUUUCGCUAUAUUAGACUUUGCAGUAUGCCCAGAAGCUUUCCUUCAUAAAAUAGAAAGAAAAAAACAUUUGGCUUAUUUUUCACUGUAGCUAGUCUUUUAUACAAUAAUCUUGUAAGAAAAUUUCUUGAAUUCUAAAUAUUACUCUUUCUAGAUUUUUGAAAUCAAAAAGUUUUCAGUAAAAAGUUUCUUACUUUAUUUUAUUAUAUUAGGUAGUAAAAAUGUAGGGUUAUUUACCAUAACCUGUUCAUUAAUAUCAGAAAUUUACAAUAGCAUUUUAAGACCAUAGUAGGAUUCUAGCAUACCGUGUAGUACCUAUGGAGUAUUGUAAGAGCUAAUUGUCCGAGAUGAAUUGCUUCUCAUCUUGUUCUCCAGUUUCCAUUGUUGGUUUAUUGCAGAUUUGUAUCCUGUGUCAAAUUCAAGGUAUUAUUGAUAAACCUUUUCAACCAGCAGCAAGAAGUUCAAAUUUUUUUCUGUCACUGUAACAGAAAAUACAAUAUGUAUAUAACAUUUAUGUAGCAAUAAAUGUGCCAUCUUUUUUUUAACAUAGUAAA
Molecule: messenger RNA, 4804 nt
Organism: Nycticebus coucang (slow loris)
Lineage: Eukaryota; Metazoa; Chordata; Mammalia; Primates; Lorisidae
Gene: TCF12
Product: transcription factor 12
Exons: 21
Coding region: 329-2449 (706 amino acids)
Biological process (GO): regulation of transcription by RNA polymerase II
Cellular component (GO): transcription regulator complex
Molecular function (GO): protein dimerization activity; RNA polymerase II cis-regulatory region sequence-specific DNA binding; DNA-binding transcription factor activity, RNA polymerase II-specific
Source: RefSeq, a predicted model, not a curated record